Nelumbo nucifera (sacred lotus) is the source of this 1191-nucleotide messenger RNA. RefSeq lists its product as uncharacterized. Gene Ontology annotation, cellular component: cytoplasm. The record is from RefSeq and is a predicted model, not a curated record. NCBI's taxonomy places the organism in Eukaryota, Viridiplantae, Streptophyta, Magnoliopsida, Proteales, Nelumbonaceae. Gene Ontology annotation, molecular function: acid-amino acid ligase activity.
AAGCCGCUUCUUGGGAAGCUUGCAUCUGUCAACCUAGAUGGUCUUACUCAUCAGUAGAAGCUUGCAUUCUGGAUCAACAUCUAUAAUUCACGCAUGAUGAAUGCGUUCCUAGAGGUUGGGAUACCGGAGAGCCCCCAUAUGAUCGUUGCAAUGAUGCGGAAGGCAACAAUAAAUGUAGGUGGCCACUUGUUGAAUGCAAUGACAACUAAGCAUUUCAUCCUAAAGCUACCUUAUCACUCAAAAUAUACCUAUGCAAAAGGUCCAAAAAAUGAUGAGAUUCACCAGUGUAUUCAGCAACAGAAUAAGACCGCUGCUACCUACUCUUACGCUGAGUCAGAACCGAUCGGUCUGACUCAAGUGAAGAUUGGGGAAGAGUAUGAGAUCAUCGUCACCAACUUUGCAGGUCUAUACCGAUACAGGCUAGGGGACGUGGUUAAAGUGAUGGGAUUCCAUAACUCCACCCCGGAGCUUCCAUUUGUAUGCCGGAGGAAUUUGCUACUAAGCAUCAAAAUAGACAAGAACACAGAGAAAGAUUUGCAGCUAGCAGUUGAAGCAGGUGGGAAGCUGUUAAUGAAGAAGGCAAAGGUUGAGGUGAUCGACUUCACCAGCCAUGUGGAUGUGUCCAUGGACCCUGGACACUACGUCAUCUUCUGGGAGCUGAGCAGUGAGGCCAGCGAUGAAGUGCUGAAUGAGUGUUGCGAUUGUUUGGAUCGAUCUUUCGUUGAUGCAGGAUAUGUUAGUUCCCGAAAGGUGAAUGCGAUUGGAGCGCUUGAGCUCCGUGUGGUAAGGAGGGGAACCUUCCAGAAAAUUCUGGAUCAUUACUUGGGGCCGACGUCAAAAACACUCAUGUGUGGUCUAAGGCCGUAUCAGAAACAAGCCCUUUAUUGGAUGACAGAAUCAGGGAAGGGAAUUGAUGGUGAGCAAGCGGCCAAAACACUUCAUCCAUGUUGGUCAGCCUACCGUAUAUGUGAUAAGAGAGCAUUUGCAAUCUAUGUUAACAAUUUCUCAGGGGAAGCUACUACACAAAUUCCCAAUGCUUUAAUACUUGCUGACCUUUAUCGCUACCUACCAGAGACGACCCUCGCAUAUCCUAGCCACGACUCGGGGUCAAGUCUUUUCCAAGUGGGGGAGAAUGAUGGAGGCCUAUCUCAUCAAGGAGGCCCAUCUCAUCAUAUGGACGACAACUCAUAG